Molecule: messenger RNA, 1509 nt
Organism: Histoplasma mississippiense
Lineage: Eukaryota; Fungi; Ascomycota; Eurotiomycetes; Onygenales; Ajellomycetaceae
Exons: 5
Coding region: 1-1509 (502 amino acids)
Cellular component (GO): nucleus
Molecular function (GO): DNA binding
Source: RefSeq, a predicted model, not a curated record
AUGCAGGGUCGCACAGAACUGUGUUUUGAUGUUGGCGAGGCAGCACGAGCGAUUGAAAAUUAUAAACCUGAUACUGCAUAUUUCGACAUUCAUGCGGCUCUCGCAACUGCACCCAACCGUGCUCCUGGAGAUGUCAAACCCUCGUGGAAAUGGAGGACCGACAUGGGAGGGAGCCAAAUUUCUGGAAACAGAGCUUGGUCAACUGUGGUCAAUACAAUCAAUGCUUUGGGAUGGGCGUUGGACCCGAUGUUUAUACUUAAAGGAAAGACAGUUCCUUCGUAUGAGGAUAAAAUUGACCUGCCUUCUACUUGGAUUGUGAAGAGUAGCCCAAAUGGAUGGACAGACAAUGAGCUUGGAUUGUUUUGGAUUAAGGAGGUUUUUGACAAGCAAACUCGGCCUCGUACGAAGGGUCAAUAUCGAUUACUUAUAAUGGACGGUCAUGGAAGUCAUGCUACUCCAGAAUUGGAUACCUUUUGCAUGGAGAAUCAGAUUAUUCUUCUUUAUAUGCCUCCUCACUCCUCACAUCCCUUACAGCCAUUGGAUGUGAGUUGUUUUGGCCCUUUGAAGCAAUCAUACGGACAAAAGGUUGAGAAUCAAAUACAAUGUGGAAUCAAUCAUGUGGACAAGCUUGAUUUUCUGCGUUUAUAUAGUGAAGCUCAUUUUGUCACCUUUACUGAGCAAACUAUACAAAGUGGAUUCAAAGCUACUGGGUUGAUUCCGUACAAUCCUCAAGCAGUCUUAUCAAAACUGCAAAUGUCUACCCCUUCUCCUCCUACCACUUCACAUGGCUCUGAAAGCUCCUGGACUCCAAAAACACCUCAGAAUAUUGCCAAGGCACAAAGACAAUCAGCAAGGUUUCGAAACCGAAUUAAGAAUCGUACGGAGCCUCUUUCAAGUCCAACCAAUCAAUUCCUGGACAAGAUCUUUCUUAACUAUGAAAAAACCAUAGUUCAGAAUGUCUUACUCACACAAGACAACAUGGAGUUAAAGGCUGCCAAUGCAAAACAGCAGAGGAAGAGAAAAAGCACAUAUAUUCCCCAUGGAGGUGCGGCUAGGCGCGUACGAAGGGAAGAAGAUUCUAUACCAGAAGGCAAUGGCGAUUUGAACCAGGAAACCAAUGGGAACUUCGUACGAAGGAAUGGCGAUGAUUCUUUACAGAUGGCUAAUGGAGAAUAUGCACAGGAGGCUGAUAAUAAACCUGGCUCUUGGGCAGGCAGGCUAGCAAUCAUCAACGCUUUCUUUACAUGGCGAGGUAUUCAACCUCUAGAAGAUUACUAUACACAUAUAUGCAGUGAUCCUCGCUCUUCUCGGUUAUAUCUCGUUCUCGAUCUCUACUGCAAAACGCAUCCAAAUGUCGAUCUUAACAAGUUAGACCUCGAAGUCUUCAAAGUCUCAGGAAUUGAUUCAUUUACAUUUAAGGAUCUCGGAGAGGUAGCUCGCAAGCAGGUUCACCAGCGAUCUGCUUCUCUGGAUUGGGGGGAAGGCAGCCACUCUAGUCAGAGGAAUUAG